GGCGUAGUGAGUGCAACCCCCCCGUAGGCGGCCUCUCGGCACAAUUACGACACUGCACGCAGUUGGUCAACCGCUGCUGCGCGAGGAGAUCGCUGGCGUUUGUGCCACACAGCGCAGCAGCUCUGCGGCAGCUCGCACUGCUGCCCAGGAUGGCCACGACGCGCCUCCACGUUGCCGGCCUCGCGCCUAACACGAGCGCUGACGACCUCCGCCAAUUGUUUUCCGGCGUGGCGCGCGUCGCCAAGGCGACGAUCCCGCCGCCGCGGGACCCGCAGCUGCCGCGCGGCUACGCGUUCGUAGAAGUGAACGCCGCGGACGCCGACGCCUGCGUCGCGGCCUACGACAACGCGACGUGGCGGGGCGGCCGCAAGCUCGCCGUCGCGCGGGCGCGGCCCGACUUCAAGCGACGGCGCGAGCUCGAGCGUGACGACGAGGAGGCGGCGCUGGCAAAGUCCGCCGACGCGCGGGCCGACCGGUUGCGGCGGCGCCGCGUCGUCGUGCGGCCGCCGCCGGCGCGCCGCGCGCCCUGCUUCCGCGGGCGUGUGUCGACGCGCUUCGCUAAUAUAGAGCCGGCGCCGCUCGCGGCCCUCGACUGGGGCGCCGUGCCGCGGCCGGUGCCACGGGCGCGGUCGCCGCGGACGGUCACGUCAACACCGCUUCCGCCGGAGGAGUCCGAGUCCGAGUCGGACGGCGGCGCGGCGACCGCGCUCGCGGCGCCGGCGUCGCCGGCGUCGCCGGAGGCGCCGGAAUCCUCCGAGUCGGAGUCUGACGGCGGCGCGCCGGCGCUGCGCGCUUCCCCGCCAGCGCCGGCGCCGCGGGCGGAUUCGGACGACGACGGCGGCCCAGUCGACUUCGAGGCCGAACGGCGCCAGGCGCAGCGCAUCUUCGAAGAGCUCCUGGCGCCCGCGGCGCCCGCAGCGCCCGACGAUGUCGCAGCGCUGCGAGCGCGCGUCGAGGCUGAGCGACGCCGCGUGACCGCGCUUCGCGAGGCCGACGACGGUGACAGCUCGGAGAGCGAGAGCUCCGAGAGCGACGGCGAUGGCGCGGGGCCCGAUGCCGUCGCGGCGCUGCGCGCACGCGUCGAGGAGGAGCGGCGCCGCGUGGCUGCUCUCCGCGAGGACGAGGACAGCUCCGAGAGUGAGAGCUCGGAGAGCGACGGCGACGCUGCUCGCGAAUCUGACCCUCUGGAGACGGAGAGCGAGAGCGACGACGGCGCGGCUCGUGAAGCUGAUGCCCCGGCAGCGAUGGAAGAGAGCGAAAGCGAAAGCAGCGGCGCGGCGCCGGCACCUCCAUACGCACGCUCGGCGGCCGCGGCAGCAAGACUUGCGAGGAGAGGCGAGGAGCGCGACAGCGACACGGACGAGUCCGACGCGCCCCCGGAACGGGCCGAGAGCGAGAGCGGCGACGGCGCGGUCGCCACGGCCGACGACGCCGCCUGGGAAGAUGCCCUCACCGCCGCCGCGGCGCCACCGCCCAUGCGUGCCGCGAGCGCGAGCGACGACGACGACGCUGCCGACGAAGACGAGGAGCCCGCCGAGCCGCCCGCCGCCGCCCCCGCACCGAGCACGUUCAGCUUCGGCUUCGGGCAAGCGGAAGAGCCCGCACAGCCCUCGGAUGGCGGGACCGUCCUGCCGGGCACGGCGUCGUGGCGCGCCUUGCGCGACAUCUUCUCGAGCACGAAGAAGAAGGAGUUCGUCGGGUCGGACGGAACGUCCGUCGCGCUGCCCUUCGCGGCGGCCGGCGGCGCGGUCGCGCAUAGCUUCGGGUUCGACGCCGAGGUAGAGGCGGUGGCGGAGGAGGAGGCGCCGGCGCCGGCGACCAAGGGCACGACGGGCCUCUGGGCCGGACUCGACAAAGCGCAGGCGUUGUCGCUGGCGUCGCUCCGCGCGGCCCAGGCCGAUUCCGCAAAAUUAGAUGCGGCCUGGGAGGCCGAGAAGGACGGCCUGCAGCAGGCCUACAAGAAGGCCCACAAGAAGGCGGCCGCGCGGAAGCGGCGGCGACUAGGCGAGAAAUAA
Messenger RNA from Pelagomonas calceolata, 2015 nucleotides. The record is from the annotation of a GenBank genome assembly. NCBI's taxonomy places the organism in Eukaryota, Pelagophyceae, Pelagomonadales, Pelagomonadaceae.